AUGGCGCGCGGCCCGCGUUCUGCCGUCCAAGCCGGCCUCGCCACGGCCCUCGCUGCCGCCGUCGCACUCGCGCUCCUCACCGCCGCCAGCGCCGCGUUCUUAGGCGACGCGAUGGUGGAUUUCCGCGGCGUGGGGAACGUCGGGCUGGCCUACACGAGCGCGAAUUUUAACGACGCGGUGUGCGCAAGCGUGGAUGGCGCAAUGAACCCCGCCUUCUUCAACUUCAGCACCGUGGAAGGCGCCGUCCACUUCGGCGUGUAUCCCGGCGCCCCCGCGUGCGGCAGCGUCUCCUUCCAUUCCACGCGGGGAUGCGCGGGAGCUCCUAGCGCCACGUACCUGCGCGCUCCGGCGACGACCAUGCGGCUUUUUGUCGCCGAGAUGCCAGCGUCAGUCAGAUGCGAGACGGGCUGCGAUGGGGACUGUGGGACAGCAGCUAGGUGCAUUGUGAGGGACGGCCAGGACCAGUGUGUGUGCCCUGGGUCGCAGGUCUACGAUGCCAAUGACGGGCAGUGCCGUGCGGCUUGA
Molecule: messenger RNA, 525 nt
Organism: Closterium sp. NIES-65
Lineage: Eukaryota; Viridiplantae; Streptophyta; Zygnematophyceae; Desmidiales; Closteriaceae
Source: the annotation of a GenBank genome assembly